Messenger RNA from Benincasa hispida (wax gourd), 1190 nucleotides. Its product is annotated as peroxidase 2-like. Lineage: Eukaryota; Viridiplantae; Streptophyta; Magnoliopsida; Cucurbitales; Cucurbitaceae. The record is from RefSeq and is a predicted model, not a curated record. Gene Ontology annotation, molecular function: peroxidase activity; heme binding. Gene Ontology annotation, biological process: response to oxidative stress; hydrogen peroxide catabolic process.
UGAAUUAGCAGUCUCAUAAUCAUUCACACAAAAAAUGGCUUGUAAGUUUAGUGUAUUCUUGGCGUUGUUUUGGCUAGUGGGUUUGAUGGUGGGAGACUCCUUGGCUCAGCUAAACCCUUCAUUUUACGCUAAAACAUGUCCUAAUUUACCCCAAAUUGUGAAUGGUGUGGUUGCACAAGCUCUUGGAACCGAUGCUCGAGCUGGAGCCAAGCUCAUUCGUCUCCAUUUUCACGACUGCUUUGUUGACGGGUGUGAUGCGUCUAUUUUGCUAGAGAAUGCACCGGGCAUAGAGAGUGAACUGGAUGCCCCAGGAAAUCAAGGCAUUCAAGGUCUUAACAUCGUCGACGACAUCAAAUCUGCUGUCGAAAAGGCUUGCCCUCGUACUGUCUCCUGUGCCGACAUCUUAGCCAUUGCCUCCAAAGAAUCCAUCGUACUGGCUGGAGGGCCGAGCUGGAUUGUGCCACUGGGACGAAGAGACAGUAGAACGGCCAAUAGAGAAGGAGCCACAAACAACCUUGCCAGUCCCUUCGAAGACCUCGAUACACUCAAAGCCAAAUUUGGUGUUUUCGGCCUGGAUUCCACUGAUCUGGUGGCUUUGUCCGGAGCACAUACAUUUGGGCGUUCAAGGUGCGCAUUUUUUAGCCAACGAUUUGCCAACUUCAACGGCACAAACAGGCCAGACCCAACGCUAGACCCAGCCUACAGAGAGCAGCUCCGAAGAAUUUGCUCUAGUGGGUCAGAGACACGAGCCAAUUUCGAUCCGACGACCCCAGACAAAUUUGACAAGAACUAUUAUACCAACCUUCAGGGGCUUCGGGGGCUUCUACAGAGCGAUCAAGAGCUAUUCUCAACUCGUGGGGCUGACACAGUCGCCAUUGUGAACCGUUUUGCGAAAAGCCAAGGCCAGUUCUUCAAAAGUUUUGGUGUGUCUAUGAUUAAAAUGGGAAACAUUACCCCUUUAACUGGAAACAAAGGAGAGAUUAGAUUGAGCUGUAGGAGAGUGAAUCCAAGUAGGCCUAGAGGUGAUGAGGGACAUGAUGUUAUGUAACUUUGUUUAGUUGUGUUGGAUGGUUUCUUAAUGUCGUUUUUAUGGCUGCCCGGUCCCUUCUUUUGUUGUCUGAGAAAUGUUCAAUAAAAUUUUAAAAAAAAACUAUCAGUCGGCAGCGUGGGUGUCUUGCUUUUCCCCGCAA